AUGGCAGCAACAUCAAUAAAUAACAGCGAUCAAAUACAAAUUGAUCAAACUCAAUCGAUAUUAACAAAUAGUAAACUUUUUAUAAUAACUAGUGAUGAAGAUGAAACUGAUUUAGAUGGAACAACAGAAAUUGAAAAUGCAGAAAAAGAAUCUCCAUAUAAACCAUCUGAAAUAUCUGUACCUAUUCGACAAUGGUCUGGUUUAUCUAUGACAUCAUUAUCAAUAACAAAUAAAAAAUCUAAAUCAAAUGCAUAUAAAUUUGUUCAAUUAGAACGAGCUCUAACAUCAGCAAAAUUUUUAAAGAAAAAUGAUGAUAGAAUACAAUUUGAAAAUGAAUAUCUUCGAUCUUUAAAUGAAAAUAGAUUUGAUGAAUUUUUAAAUAAUUAUUAUCAAAAAAUAUAUGAUCAUUAUCAACGUAUUAAACAAGAACAAGAAUUUAAAAAAACACGAGCAUUUACUUUUGUUGAUCUUGAAAAAAAUUUUUUUACACUUGAUCCAACACGAGAUAUUAAAAUUGUAUUUGUUGAUGAACCAACAACAUCGACAAUAACAAAAACAGCAAAUACUCGUUCUGCUGCAUCAGCACGUCAAAGAUCAACGUCAUCUGCCAUAUCUAAUGAUGCAGCCAUAGAAUUAUUUUAUGCUAAUCGUUCUCGUCGUCUUUUGUGUGAUCCAGCGUAUGCACGUGAAGAAAUAUCAUUAUUUGCUCGUCGAGCUGCUGAACGUCUUCAUGAACGAUUACCACGUAUGUCAAGUGUACCACAUCGAGUUAAAAUUGUUGAUGAACGUGAUACAACUGGUAAACCUGAUGAACGUACAUUAUUACAAAUGAAACAUAAACGUGCUUUAUCAUUAAUAAAUAAACGUCGUCAUAUAAUUAUUAAAAUGAUGACACAAAGUAAAAAGAAUGAAAUUAAAAUGGAACAACAAUGGAAACAAACUCCAAUAGCUCUUGAUAGUGCUGCUUGUUGUCGAGAAUUACUUGAAAGAGCUAAUCAAAUUGAUCAAGUUUAUGGAGAAAAAAUAAUUAGACGACCUCAAACAGCACUUGUUUCACGAAGAACACCUAGUAAAAAUAUUUCUUCGUCUGCUUCUUCUGUCACAGCGACAAAAAGUACAAAUAUAACACCUUCAUUUUCAUCACGUUCAACACCAUUUCAUGAUGCUCUUUCUAUCGAACAUGUAGGAAAAACAAAAGAUGUUCGUGUUAUUUUACCAACACGUCCACUUACAGCACCAGUUAAAGUCAAUUGGGUUAAUUAUUGUUAA
Messenger RNA from Rotaria sordida, 1269 nucleotides. The record is from the annotation of a GenBank genome assembly. Lineage: Eukaryota; Metazoa; Rotifera; Eurotatoria; Philodinida; Philodinidae.